CUGGGAUGCUCGGCUCAAACGUCAUACAGCAGGUGAACCAUUGUUAAGCCGCAGCAAGCCAGAGGUUGGGUCGGAGCUGCUUGGUAUGUUCCCUCACUUCCUUUGGCCUGUGGAUGUGCGGAGGGACGAAAUUGAACUCCUGAGAUGUGACCCGUCCGAAAACCUGACGCUGGUAAUAUCUUCUCCUUCCCGUCCGAUAUGUUUUGGAGCCGUGGUUCUCGCGUGGCGCGCCAGCAAUGGCAUCUUUGCAGAGGUCUAAGUGGGCGCGCUUCCGGCGCAACGCUGACCCCGCUGGCACCACUGGCACUGUCGAGAGCACGGGCUUUCCACGCAGCGAGACCUCUUCUGGCCGUCAAGCCGGUGUUACUAGCUGACAUUGGAGAGGGUAUUGUCGAAUGCGAGAUAAUCCAGUGGUUUGUCGAGCCGGGGGCGCGCGUUGAGGAGUUCUCGCCCCUUUGCGAGGUUCAGAGCGACAAGGCGUCGGUAGAGAUUACUAGCCGCUUUGCGGGCGUUGUCAAAAAGUUACACUAUGAGGCGGGCGAACUGGCCAAGGUCGGCAAGCCGUUUGUCGACAUCGACAUCGAGGGAGAUGGCGAGGAGGAGGGCCCAGAGGUUGGCGGGCAUCCUCAGUCCUCACAGAAGAGUGCGGAGCCCGAGCCUGCUCACUCACCUGCCCGGCCGCCGAUCGAAGAAAAGACCCCAGCACAACAGGUUACUGCCCAAACAGAACACGAGCGGCAAGGCACGCCGAAGGUCAAGGGGAAACAUGCCACACUCGCAACGCCGGCGGUCAGGCACCUGUCCAAGGAACUUGGAGUGGACAUUUCAGAAGUAGACGGCACGGGCAAGGAUGGCCGUGUCCUCAAGGAAGAUCUCUACAAGUAUGCUGAGAGCAGAGCGGCAGCAUCGCCACAAACGCCAUCUCCGCAGCGCGCUCCUGCCGCAGCUGAGGCGGACAUUCUCUCGUCACCAGACGCUUCGACCGCCGGGCCGCAACAAGAGACACCGAUCCCGCUCACCAGGACGCAAGAGAUGAUGUUCAAGACCAUGACGCGCUCGCUCAGCAUACCUCACUUCCUCUACGCCGACGAAGUCGAUUUCACCUCCCUCGUGGAGCUCCGGGGGCGUCUUAACAAGGCCCUGUCCAAGUCCGGCCUCAGCGACAGCCAAGUCACCAAGCUCUCCUACCUGCCCUUCAUCAUCAAAGCCGUGUCGAUGGCGCUCUACAAGUACCCGAUUCUCAACGCCCGGGUCGACGUCGAGAGCGCCCGCAACGGCAAUAGCAACGGAAACGGAAGCGGCAAGCCCAUGCUGGUCCUGCGCAGCCAACAUAACAUCGGAGUGGCCAUGGACACCCCCUCCGGUCUGCUCGUGCCCGUCAUCAAGAACGUCGGCGGCCUCAACAUCCUCGGGAUUGCCGCUGAGCUCGCCAGGCUGCAGAGCCUGGCCGUGGCCGGGAAGCUCACGCCCCAAGACAUGUCGGGCGGCACCAUCACGGUCAGCAACAUAGGCAGCAUCGGCGGGACGUACCUGUCGCCGGUCGUGGUCGAGCGCGAAGUAGCCAUCCUGGGUAUUGGGCGCAUGCGCACCGUCCCGGCGUUUUCGACCGUGCCGGGCGAGGAGGACCGGGUGGUGCGCCGGCAGGUGUGCAACUUCAGCUGGAGCGCCGACCACAGGGUCAUCGAUGGGGCGACCAUGGCUCGGGCCGCCGAGGUUGUGCGCGGCAUCGUCGAGGAGCCGGACGUCAUGGUCAUGCACCUGCGGUAGGGUAGCGGCAGGUGCCGUAUUCCGUACUUUCGUACCCGCCAUUGGGCAUCAGCAGGAACGAAGGAGCAGGAUCCGGGCCUGGCAAGUCCUGACCUUACCUUAUUCACCCGGCCGCCCGACCCGUCCGUACUCGCUCGCUUAACCCGGUUAUACGCAAGCAGGCGGCGGCAACAGCGCCGAGGCCGUUAAG
Molecule: messenger RNA, 1957 nt
Organism: Thermothielavioides terrestris NRRL 8126
Lineage: Eukaryota; Fungi; Ascomycota; Sordariomycetes; Sordariales; Chaetomiaceae
Exons: 2
Coding region: 199-1767 (522 amino acids)
Cellular component (GO): cytoplasm; mitochondrion
Molecular function (GO): acetyltransferase activity; lipoic acid binding
Source: RefSeq, a predicted model, not a curated record